Sitophilus oryzae (rice weevil) is the source of this 2786-nucleotide messenger RNA. It is a transcript of the gene Cdk5alpha, whose product is annotated as cyclin-dependent kinase 5 activator 1. Gene Ontology annotation, cellular component: cytoplasm; protein kinase 5 complex. The coding region runs from base 138 to 1298 and encodes 386 amino acids. The transcript has 4 exons. Gene Ontology annotation, biological process: positive regulation of cyclin-dependent protein serine/threonine kinase activity; activation of protein kinase activity. Lineage: Eukaryota; Metazoa; Arthropoda; Insecta; Coleoptera; Curculionidae. The record is from RefSeq and is a predicted model, not a curated record. Gene Ontology annotation, molecular function: protein kinase binding; cyclin-dependent protein serine/threonine kinase activator activity.
UUCCCAGGCACAAGCAGAGUUUCCCUCGCAGGGUGGCAAAAUUUUCAUUUUCCGACAUGGCCGGUCGCGUUUGUGAGCGUGUUUAGCCCAAUUUUCCGUUUUUUUUCGUCUUGUUUUUGACUUGUAAGACUGUUAUAAUGGGUACAGUGUUAAGUUUCUCGCCGAGGGAUAGGGCUAGGCCCUUGUACACGUCGGGAAGUACGGGGGAUUUCGCUCUGAACAAUUUUUCCUACGAGCAACUGAACAAUGUCAAAAACAACCGCGAGAACACGAGCAACAAGGCUAAUUUAAGCCACUCCAACACCCACACUUUAAACAACAUAAACAACAAUGACAACGCGAGGAUCAUCUCGGAAAAGAACGCACUGGAGAAGAACCUGAAGAAGCACUCGCUCUUCAUCAACGCCUUGUCCUGGAAACGGUUCUCCACAACAAACAACAACAAAAAGAAACAGGAAAACAUCAAGAACAAGAACGUAACAGCCUUCAGACAACCGCUGGACAACAUCAAUCAAACAGUUGAUAAAAACAAGAACAUCCAGCAGCAACAACAACAGCACCAUUCGAACAAGCACCCAUCGUAUUAUGCCACAUCAAAAUCAACCUCAUCGCUGGCACUGGAUAUCGUCAGGGUAAACAAUGCAAAUAACACAAACUAUAACUUGCAUUGCGAAAAGUUAACGACGAAGCAGACGUUGCCCAGUCAGAGAGACUCGAAUCAGGUCGUGCCGGUGGCACCGCCGAAAAGAACUGUGAUCCAGGCUUCCACGUCGGAGUUGUUGAAGUGUUUGGGCUUGUUCUUGCACACGAGAUGUUACAAGCUGAAGGAUUUCCAGGCCGGGGAUGCUGUGAUGUGGCUGAGGACGGUGGAUAGGAGUUUAUUGUUACAAGGAUGGCAGGAUGUGGCUUUCAUAAAUCCCGCCAAUGUCGUCUUUGUCUACAUGCUAGUCCGUGAACUAGUAGAAGACGACGUUGAAUGCGAGCAUGAUCUCCAGGCUGUGGUUUUGACAUGCUUAUACCUGUCUUAUUCAUACAUGGGUAAUGAAAUAUCCUAUCCUCUCAAACCGUUUUUAGUAGAAGAUUCCAAGGAAAAGUUCUGGGAUCGAUGUUUAGAUAUCGUUAAUCGCCUUUCUUCCAAUAUGCUUCGUAUAAACGCUGAACCAGGCUACUUCACUGAAAUAUUCACUGAAUUGAAAGCCUGCGGCAUCAGCACGAUGGUGAGCAACUCCCUGGCGACGAUGGGCUCACAAACGGUACCAGUGGUGUCCUGCAACAGCGGGGCUACCCAGGCCGCUUGACGUAAAGAGCAGGCCACCAUCGUGAAACUUAGCUUAGCUGAAAUACCGCCAGUACCCUGCGAGGUUUAGCCAAAAUAAGGUGAUCGAGGGGUGUGUUCUGUUUCUAAGAUAUGGGGAAAGUAUCGAGGUGAUAUUUUCUUAUGCUAGUGCUUAGAAAAGGGAGGUUAUGAUACGGACGUAAAGAGAUUGUAGUAGUACCAUUCAGUUUAGAAGAAAUUUUUGAAGAAAUAUUUGUUCCUAAAAGAUUUUUUUAUUUAGAAUUAAUAAUUUCUUAAUAUAAUAACUUCCAAUAUUAAAUUUUAUUUAUGGACAAUUUUUUUUUUGAGUUUGAGGCUCAAAAAUAAACUAAUGAUCAUUAAAUACCGGGUGGAAUAAUUUUUAUUAUCUUGAAAAAGCUGUUACUAUCACAAAUAUAAAUAUUUUUUUAAACAAAGUUAAUGUUAAAACGGAUUUGUAAUUUUCAAGGUAAUUUGACGUCAUUUUUUUGGAUAUCAAGUUUCAAAUUGUUGUUGUCAAUAAUACGUAUAAAGCAGCUGCGACUGCGUUGAUUAUUUAGGUACCUUAUUUUUUUACAAACCACACGGUAUAUAAAACACUAAACUUAAGUCAAGCAGUCAUUUUUUAUGAAUACAAUUACAACUUAUUGAUAUUAUAAUGAAUGUACAGGGUGUCUCAUUUUUUUUUGAAAAUAACAGUUGUUUUUUCUCUUAUUAUUAAAAAAAAAUUCUGGUUUUAGCAAUCUGAGCUACUGUUUUGUUGAACAAAAAUGAAGAAAAAAACGUUUCGUUAAUUUCCGUGAUACAGGGUGGUUUUGAAAAUUCUGCAAUUUAAGACACCUCUCGUACCUCAUUUGUCUGACAACUAAUUCUUUUUUGAGAUAUUGCCCAAUGUUUAGGUAUUUACAUGAGACUCUCUGUAAGUAUAAUUGUCAAUAAAUUAAUUUUACAUUUUAUAAGUUUUUCAAAAAUGUAUAGUAAUGUAAAGAGGGCCAUAAUAUGUACUUUCAAAAUUAGCAUAUUUAUGUUGUUAUCAAUAUUAAUUUUAUCAAAAAAAAUUAUAAAGUGCUUACAACAUUACUGAAUGGUAGAAAAACUAUAGAUUGGUAUCUUUUAUUUUAAUAAAGUCUAUGCAUGGCGUUCUUUUGUGAAUAAUCUUGAUUGAUAUAAAUAAAAGUAGGUAUAUAUAAAAAUAAAACAAUAUUUUGCACAGAACUAUUGACUAUAAAGACUCUUAUACAAGAGGAGUCUUAAAAAAGUGCAAAUAUUUUCAGGGGUGGUAUAUUUCGACCCCAGGAACACGUCUAUGAGUUUUUUUCGCAAAAAAGAUGAAAAUCGUGCAUUUUCUUCUGAAUUUUUCUGUAUAUUUUAGAAAAUUUUUUCGAACUGCUUGUUCACCGCAUUUCAUUCACCUUUUUUCACAAGGUAUAAUUUCUUAAUCUCUGAUAUUACCAUGGUUAGGGCUUUACUCUAUGGUUACGGCACUAAAAGA